AUGCGCACGACUGGCAACGAAGAGACAGCGCUGACCGCUAUGCACCCGUCUACCCUCGCGGCUCCCGGCACGAGGGGCACACAUCCUAACGACGCCACAUUAUCGUUGCAACCCUCUACUUACAAUGAGGGCAACACUGCCAAGAAAGAGGAGGCAAAUGCACCGUCUGUGAACCAGUUGCCGGCUCCCAACGGUCUUCUUGCAAAGCUGAACACGUGCGUGAACGUCGUAAUUCCACCUGGAGGAAUCCUUGCGAGCGCCUUCAACCUCGCGUCGUCGUCGAUCGGGGCCGGCAUCCUCGGUCUGCCCCUGGCGACGAACAAAAGUGGGGUCGUGAUGGCCAUUGUGUACCUUGCGAUCAUUACGUUUUUGACCAUCUACUCGGUGUACGCUCUCGGUGUGGCGGCGCAACGAACGAAGAUCCGCAGCUACGAGGCGGUGGCGUUGGUACUGAUGGGCCGCUGGUUCGCUUUGUUUGUCGCGUCGGUCCGCGUCUUCCAUGGGUUUAGCGCCUGCGUCGCGUACGUGAUCAGCGUCGGCGACAUCUUCAAGAACGUCUUGAUGCACAGCCAGAGCACGCCGAAAUUUCUGAAGACAACGGCUGGCAACCGCCUGCUGACAGUCGUUGUGUGGCUCUGCGCGAUGAUGCCGUUGGUGAUCCCGAAGCACAUCGACUCGCUUCGCUACUUUUCCACCUUCGCGGUUUCCUUCAUCAUCUACUUCGUCGUGGUGAUUGUGGUGCACUCCUGCACGCACGGGCUGUCGGAAAACAUCCACAAUGUCAGCAUGGGCAAGGAUGACAACUCCGCUGUGGUGCUCUUCAAUUCCGGCAACGAGGCAAUCGAGGGCCUCGGCGUCUUCAUGUUCGCCUACGUUUGUCAAAUUAAUGCGUACGAGGUGUAUUGGGACAUGAAGAACCCCACGCUUACGCGGUUCACGUUUGCCGCCGGCAUUGGCAUGACGCUCUGCUUCCUGCUGUACGGCAUGACAAGCUUCUUCGGUUACAUGGACUUUGGCAAGAAGGUGAACGACUCCAUUCUGCUCAUGUACCACCCACUCGAUGAGCCGGAGGUGUUGGUGGCGUACAUUGGUGUGCUCUCAAAGUUGUGCGCCUCCUACGCGAUGCUUUUCAUGGCCGCACGCAAUGCCAUCUACCACGGUCUCGGUUGGGACGUGGAUAAGUUGCCCUACUGGAAGCACUGCAUUGCUGUGAGUCUUAUUUCAGCUGUUGCACUGCUAUGUGGCCUGUUUAUCCCGAGGAUCCAAAUUGUAUUGGGCUUUGCAGGCUCCAUCUCUGGUGGAUGCAUCAGCUUUAUUUUUCCGGCGUUUUACGUGAUGUAUGCGGGCGACUGGACAUGGAAGAAAGUGGGCGCCUUCCACUACAUCCUCACGUACGUGAUGCUGGUGGCGGGUGUCGUUGGCGUUGUGUUUGGUACGGGCGCCACCAUUUAUGACACCGCUGUAGGCUAG
Trypanosoma rangeli is the source of this 1470-nucleotide messenger RNA. RefSeq names its product putative amino acid transporter. Gene Ontology annotation, biological process: amino acid transmembrane transport. The record is from RefSeq and is a predicted model, not a curated record. Lineage: Eukaryota; Euglenozoa; Kinetoplastea; Trypanosomatida; Trypanosomatidae. Gene Ontology annotation, molecular function: amino acid transmembrane transporter activity. The transcript has a single exon. The coding region runs from base 1 to 1470 and encodes 489 amino acids.